GGGGGUCCCGGCGGUGUCAGGAGCCGCAGGUGCAGCCGCAGCCCCCGGCAGCUCCCCGCCAGGAGCAGGAGAGUUGGCUCCGCAGCCAAGCUCAGCCCUCGGCUGGGUGUGGGAAUCAGGCCUGUGCUGCCACAAGCCCUUGAAUUCGGCCUGGCAUCCAAGUGUCGUCUUACCCUUUUUGCCCCGGCCUCCUCAGUGCCCUCGUUCCCGGAGACCUAUUUCUUUGCCCGGGGGCGCAGGAGUGGAAGGGAGCUGGCAGCAGCCUAAGGAAGUUGUUGGAAGUUAGGUUGGAAGAUGUGAGCAGCGACUUACAGGAAAAGCUGCUGCUUCUGGCAGGUAUUGUUGUGUAGGUUUUUUAAUCAAGCACAGCAAAUACUUGGCAAUUAUCUCGUAAGGAGAAGCCCUGGGCUGCAGCAUAGCUCCUAGUGGUCCAUUGUAAGCAUAAGGGAAUGGACCAAAGUGUUUGGGUCUUGUAUGUGUCAACCCUUUAAUGCCUUUUCUGAAAAGACUUGGAGUCAAAACCUUCGUGAUAUUCUGAAGAGAUGCUGGUUUUAUCAGAGUAGCUCAGCUUCCUAGGCUGUCUAUCCUGAAGACUGGACUUUUGCCAGCCUGCUAGCUUGUUGCCGUGGAAACACCUAAACCCACCUAGAUUUGUAGAAGUAAGGAAGAGCAUGGACACCUCUGCACCUCGCUUGUGCGAGUGGCCAUGUGGAUGUUGUUACAUAUCUAGUGGAAAACAAGUGUAAACUAAAUCUUCUUGACAAUGAUAACAGAUCACCGCUGAUGAAGGCAGUACAGUGCCAGCAAGAAGAGUGUGUGGCUAUUCUGCUAGAGCAUGGUGCUGACCCGAAUCUGGCAGAUGCUGAUGGCAACACUGCCCUUCACCUCGCUGUCAUAUCUCCUAAUACAUCUGUAGCAGGGCUGUUACUUGAGCAUAAUGCCAAUAUUGACGCUCACAAUAAGGAGGGAUAUACCCCGCUUUUUCUUGCUGUCUCUGAACAUCAUGAAGAGAUAGUAGAGUUGCUCCUUAAAAAAGGAGCUGAUGUGCAUGCUCGAGAUCAGUGUGAAAGAACCCCACUUAUGACUGCUGCUUCUGGCGGGGAGCUUAAUUUGAUAAAAGUUCUUCUUCGGUAUGGUGCUGAUGUUUCCCAUAAAGACAGUCAGGGAUGGACAGCUGAGGAUUAUGCUGUUAUUCAUGGAUAUUCUAGUCUUAGUGAACAACUGGCAGAAUACACAGACGGGGAAAACACAGGAGAAGCUUCUGCAGGUGGUGCACAAGGCAUCACGGUACUUAGCACUCCUCACCGGACGGGAGCUGCUGGCUUUACGUUGGGUGCACCUGCUAUGGACAGAGGAGGAAUGCAACAAUCUCCUAACCAGACAUCAAGAACAGGAAAAUCAAGGAAAGCAAUAGAUGACUUUUCCCAAGGAGACUCAAUCAGAAGCUCUGAGAAAGAGGGGAGUGAUGACAGUUGGCAUACUUCUGAGGAAGAAGAACUCGAUUUUACCCCCAAGAAGCUGCAGAAGCCAAACUUGACACUGCUAAUGAAAGCUUCCCAGCUGUUCAGGAAAAACAAUGAUGGUGAUGGUUCUAAAAUUGAAAGUCCUAAGACACCAAAGAGCCGCCUCAAACAAAGAACCCCGUCACAUGCAAACCUGAACAAAGGAGUACGUGGAGAAUUGUUGAAUCAAGAUGUCUCAGAUGGAAGCAACUUUGAGGAAGAAGAAUUGGAGGAGAAGGAUGAUGAUGAAAAUGAGAAUGGAGAUGAUGAUGAUGAAGAUUCUGAGGAGGAGGAGGAGGAUGAAGAGGAUGAAGAUCUGGAAGAUGAAGAAACUCGGUCUAAUGACAUACUGGAGGAGGAGCAGGGAGAGAAAUCAGAACCUAAACGGAAAAUUAAUCAGAAAUUGGAGUAUUUUAGUAAUGCUAAGUUUGAAGGGCAAGCUCAGUGUGGAACUGGAGAUGUCUAUGAUGAUAAAAUAAGUAAAGAACUUGAUGAAGAGGUGGAGGAAUCUGUUGAUACUCCUGUGUCUUUUAUAGCUGGGUGUUUUGAAAGGCUGCAGGAAAAUGUAACUGCCAUGUCUCCAAAGAGAAUGAAUAACGAAGUAUCUUGCAAGUCAGUACCAAAACAACCUGUCUUUCAAAAUGUAAAUAAUUUGCAAAAUACACAAGAAAGCUGGGGCAGGAAAAGCAUGAUUCAGAAGUUUCACAAGAAUGCUGACUCCUUUUUGGCAGACUCUGAAAUGACAGGCUGUAAAAAAGAGCUACUUCAGCCUCUCUCACAUAGUUGUGGUCUUAAAGAGAAAAAGUCGAACUUUGGUGAUGACUUUGAAAGUGGUAAUAAUUCUUCGUCAGCAGCAAAAAACCUAAGGCUUCAAAGUCAAAGACAGAACUCUGUUGUUCUUGAACACAUGGAUGAUGAAGAUACCGAAGAAGAGCAAUAUGAACAAGUAGAUGAUAAAGUCUGUGAAGCACUGAAACAAAGUGAAAGCUUGCACUCAAAUAGGUGUGAAGAAAAUUUAAGAGCAGCAUUUCACUCAAGCACCAAAGAAGAAUCACCUCAACGGGAAGAAGAGGGGAAGGAAGACACUGGUGAAGAGCUCCGAACUACAGUUGUUGAGAGUGUGAAAAAUUCUAUUUGUAAUGAUAGCCAUCAAGUCCACAAUGCUUCAAAAGGCAAUGCUGGUGCCCUGCCACCAGUGGGAGCAGAGGAGGAUGAAGAUGAUGAAUCUCCCUGGGAUUCUGAGAGUAUAGAGACGGAUUCUGAAAAAUAUGAGAAAAGGAUCGUCCGGUGUGUUGCUCUCAGCUGCAGACAGACGUGGAGCGUCCUCACAGGUUGCUUCAGGGGAACACAACAAUGGCCUUCCAGAGAAACCCAGCAACUCCCAGCUGAAGGCUCCUGAAUCUGUUUUGGAAAUGAGCGAAACCUCUCCUAAAAAAAGGCAGCAGAAAUCAGGU
Messenger RNA from Grus americana (Whooping crane), 2956 nucleotides. RefSeq names its product POTE ankyrin domain family member B-like. The record is from RefSeq and is a predicted model, not a curated record. The coding region runs from base 784 to 2901 and encodes 705 amino acids. NCBI's taxonomy places the organism in Eukaryota, Metazoa, Chordata, Aves, Gruiformes, Gruidae. The transcript is spliced from 16 exons. Gene Ontology annotation, molecular function: protein binding.